Molecule: messenger RNA, 609 nt
Organism: Botrytis fragariae
Lineage: Eukaryota; Fungi; Ascomycota; Leotiomycetes; Helotiales; Sclerotiniaceae
Product: putative polyketide protein
Exons: 3
Coding region: 1-609 (202 amino acids)
Biological process (GO): fatty acid biosynthetic process; secondary metabolite biosynthetic process
Molecular function (GO): fatty acid synthase activity
Source: RefSeq, a predicted model, not a curated record
AUGACUCACAAAGAUUGGGAAGUUGUUCAAGCGCGAAAGCUUUUAGGCACAUGGAAUCUUCACAAUAUUUUUGAUUCAGUGUCUCUCGACUUUUUCGUGCUCUUUAGUUCAGUGUCAUGUCAAUGGGGCCAAUGUGGCCAAUCUAACUACUGCUCUGCUGGUACGUCCUUGGAUGCCUUUUAUCAAUAUCGCCAUGUGAGAAUCCAGCCAUUCUACAAUAAUUCAAGACCAACGGAGUUCAGACCCUCCGGAAAUAUGAUCUCCUCGAGACUCUGGAGUUGGCCAUUAUCAAAUCCAAAUCAACGUCUCAAGCAUCCAGCUUCCUUGCAGAUGGCUACGCCAGCGAGAGCCAUAUUGGAUGUGGUUACAAGAUGUCGAUGGCAGACCCUGCAGAUCGUAAUCGGAAUGUCUAGAAACGUGAUGUUCGACUUUCUUGCUACGGUCUCUAACAACCCGCAAACUCUGGGAGAGUCAUCCACUGCGGAAUUCCUGGCAGAAGAGAUUGGCAAGACGCUGUCCACUUUCAUGAUGCGACCAAUUGCGGAGAGCGCGAUAUCCACCAGUCAUUCAAGACGCUUGAAGUUGAUUCACUUGGGGCUAUUGAGCUGA